Schistocerca gregaria is the source of this 436-nucleotide messenger RNA. RefSeq names its product actobindin-like. Bases 75 to 359 code for a protein of 94 amino acids. The transcript is spliced from 3 exons. NCBI's taxonomy places the organism in Eukaryota, Metazoa, Arthropoda, Insecta, Orthoptera, Acrididae. The record is from RefSeq and is a predicted model, not a curated record.
UUUUAGUACAACAUUAUUUAUUGCUAGUUUUUACCAUUUUUACAUAUUAGUUAAUUAGUUAUUCUUUGAUAGACAUGUCGCACCCAGAUGAAUUGAUCAACGAUAUACAAAAAGGAACUGAACUCAAGCAUGCUGAGACUCUUGACAAAUCAUGUCCAAUGAUUGAAAAGGGAGCAACCGUUCACCAGAGCAAUCGAAAGCAGCUUCUUCAAGAGGUCGAGCAGCCACAUAAUUUGCAGCAUCCUGAAUGCACGAAAGACCGUAGUAGCCCAAUGAUUGAAGAGGGCGCGAAAGUUGGGAAGACUGAACGCCCAGCCCUGCUUAACGAAAUUCGUCACGUCAAGUCUCCUGCAGAAUAAUUAACCUCGCACGAAAUAGAGCGGGUAGGCUUUCAAUUCUAUUCAAUAAAUAUCUUGCUUUUGUUAUAGCAGUCUCA